Molecule: messenger RNA, 2235 nt
Organism: Linnemannia hyalina
Lineage: Eukaryota; Fungi; Mortierellomycota; Mortierellomycetes; Mortierellales; Mortierellaceae
Source: the annotation of a GenBank genome assembly
AUGAUGAAGCAGGCUGUGCCUAGAGCAACAGACUCCCUCGCGACUCCUCCUGGACCCCUCCAAAAGGCCCCUGCUCUUGACAUGGCCUCAGUCCCUACCGUCGCUCCCCAGGAGACCCCACGGUCAGACCCUCCCACACGCAUCUUUGGCCUCCAUGAUGCCCCUUGCUACCGUCCCACUGCCAAGGAGUGGAUGGAACCUCUCAAGUAUAUCGAACGCAUCCGCCCCGACGCCGAGAAGGCUGGCAUCUGCAAGAUCAUCCCCCCAGAGGGUUGGAAACCCCCUUUUUGUCUGGAUACUGAGGUCUUCCGCUUCAAAACUAGGAUCCAGCGCCUUAAUUCGAUGGAGGGCCAGACCAGGACAAACCUCAACUACCUCGAUCAGCUCUGCAAGUUUCACCGCCAGCAGGGCCACCCUGUCUUCAAGAUCCCCCAGCUCGACAAACGACCCAUUGACCUCUUCCAACUCAGAAAGGAAGUUACCUCUCGCGGCGGCUACCAAAAAGUCACCGCCGCUAAGAAAUGGGCUGAAAUUGGACGAGGACUCAACUACACACGGAAGCAGUGCACCUCAAUGUCCAACGCCCUCAAGAACGCCUAUCUCAAUAUCAUCAUGCCCUACGAGUCCUACCUCGCCAAACACAAACCAACUCUUUCAGCGAAUGACAACGCGACUGGCACUACCGUAGGAGUCAAAAGAGAGGCUAGCUCAGAUUCAACAAUGGAGACAAGUCAAGGAUCGUUGGUCACCCCUGCUGCAUCCCCGCCCAGCCAUCACGAUACACCUGCACCCCCAGCACGACGAUCAAAGCGUAUCAAGAAGGAGCCUACUUCGUAUACAGACUCAACACCUACUUCGCCGGCUACAUCUCAAUCGAACCGCCUCUCAGCUGAGCCAGUGCCCGCUAAGGCUGUGGAUGAAGCUGAAGCUAAUCCCAAAGCUAUCUGCGAACUUUGCCACGAAGGCGGACACUUGGACAGGAUGUUGAUUUGCGACGGCUGCGAGCGUGGACACCACACCUUCUGUCUCAACCCCCCACUUCAGCAUAUUCCCAAGACGGAUUGGUACUGCGCAAAGUGUCUCAUCAACGGCGAGGACUUUGGCUUCGAGGAGGGCGAAGAAUACUCUCUGAGCUCUUUCCAACAAAAGUGCAACACCUUCAAGAAGGAAUAUUUCGAGAAGCAGGGAUUUGCUGACGGCAAGGCUCCCGAGGAUGCAGUCGAGCGAGAAUUCUGGAGACUUGUCGAGAGCACCUUUGAGACUGUGGAGGUGGAGUACGGAGCCGACCUUCAUUCCUCACAACACGGCAGUGGAUUUCCUACGAGCAAGCGUGACCCCAAGAACAAGUACUCGAGCCACCCAUCCAACCUCAACAAUAUUCCCGUCCUUCAAGAUUCACUCUUCCGUCACAUCAACUCGGAUAUCUCGGGAAUGAUGGUCCCAUGGCUUUACGUUGGCAUGUGCUUCUCGACCUUCUGCUGGCACAACGAGGACCAUUAUACCUAUUCGAUCAACUACAUGCACUGGGGCGAGACCAAGACUUGGUACGGGAUCCCAGCAUCGGAUGCUCACAAGUUUGAGGAAACCAUGAAGCAGUCUGUCCCUGAGCUGUUUGAGCAGCAGCCUGACCUGCUCUUCCAGCUCGUCACUAUGCUCUCCCCAGGACGGUUGGUGGCGAACGGCGUCAAGGUUCUUGCGUUGGAUCAAAGACCAGGACAAGUCGUUGUCACCUUCCCUCAGGCAUACCACGCUGGAUUCAACCAUGGCUUCAACUUUGCGGAGGCGGUGAACUUUGCUCCGCCUGACUGGUGUCACUUUGGAGUCGAAUGCGCACAACGCUACAAGGAACAUCGGAAGCAUCCCGUAUUCUCCCACGACGAACUGAUUAUGACGACGGCGCUGAGAGACACGACCCCCGCGACAGCCCAGUGGUUGCAGGACGAGAUGGUCGAGUUGCUUGAGCGGGAGACAACGCAGCGUGCGCAUGCCCUGAAACAGUGUCCUUCGAUUCGCGUGAUCCACGAAGGUGUCGACCGACCAGAGGAUGAGGUCCAGUGCCUGCACUGCAACUCUUACAUCUACCUGUCACAGAUUGGAUGUAGCUGCACCAACAAAGUUGUGUGUAGCGACCACAUGGACGAGUCGGAGCACUUCUUGAGAUUACGAUACUCAGACGACGAGCUUCGUCAAAUCUCUGAGAGGGUCCAUGCCAUUGCUGCUGCUGCCAAAGCAUAA